This is a messenger RNA of Rhopalosiphum maidis (corn leaf aphid), 5679 nucleotides long. RefSeq lists its product as uncharacterized. The record is from RefSeq and is a predicted model, not a curated record. The coding region runs from base 165 to 5141 and encodes 1658 amino acids. Gene Ontology annotation, biological process: cell-cell junction organization. NCBI's taxonomy places the organism in Eukaryota, Metazoa, Arthropoda, Insecta, Hemiptera, Aphididae. The transcript is spliced from 10 exons. Gene Ontology annotation, cellular component: apical junction complex; plasma membrane.
GCCGCACCGAGUGAAAUAUUACCGUGUUACGCGAUUAUGUUGUGGGAACCACGUCCAGCGCGUGUGCAGUGUACGUCGAUGUAAGAGCGAAUGCUUUCGACGGAUUAAUAUUGUGAAAACAUUAAAUAAUAUUGUCUGUCGUUAGUUAGCGUUAGUGUGUGAAUAUGGCUGAAAAUAUUGCGUUCAGUGACUGGUCGGAAAAGCUUGACACUGCUGGAACUAAUCAUUGGCUUCCUGCGUAUGGGCUCCAGCAACCGCCAGUGGCGAUAGUUGGCAAUGGCCACCAACAAAACGAUCCCACAUUCGAUUCUGGCCCUCAUGACCACACUGACUAUUUCGACGACAACAAUGAAGACGAAAUUUGUGAUAACGGUGAAGAAGAUAACUGGUCAUCGUUCAACCAAAGUAGUUAUGGUGGAAACAUCGUAAGCAGCACGUCUUAUAUUUUUCUAGAAACAAUUCUCGAAGAAACUUCUGACGAUUUGCGGACGGAUUCAGAAAGAAGUAGUGAAGAAGAUUUCAUAAAGGAAGAAAACUGGUCUGUGAUAAAUCGUGGCGAUCCGUUUAACUUGUUCAACUCGAGCAAUAAUAAUAAACAAAUGCCUGUCAGGAUGCUUUAUGAUAACAACGAUCCUGGUGUGCAUGACGACGACGACGACAACGACACUGUGUUGUUCUACAGGGACAAUCUGCAGGAUCAUCAUUUGUGGACGAAUGGUGCAAGCGGGGGGCCACUGACCAACGGUUGCGGGGGCGGUAGCCUAUUGCAGUUCGAGAGCCUAGAGAAACAAUGCGAACAAACCGUGUUCCGGACGACCGCCACUGCGACACCGUUCAUGACCAACAGCGCCGAGUCCCUAAACACUGCCCAACGUUCGACAGGCGUGUCACGCCGGCAAAACUGGAAACAUCAACCGACGUUAGACGACGACUGCGGUACCUCCACGGCCGCCGCCAUGGAUGACGACGAAACCGUGUUGUGCAGCACGCCGUUUUCAAGUUACGCUGGCGACGGAUCUAGCAUCAAGUCGCUAAGCAAGAGCAUGGAGAGCGUACACUCGACCGCCAGUCGGAAACGAUGCAACAACAACUGCAGGGACGGCGUCAAUGACGUGUCGCAGAGUCUUGAUGAGUUGCGUAUGUGCGGUAGGGACGACGGGCAAUACGACUCGGUGGUGGCAGCUGCCGGAGCGACGUGCGCUGCGUCGCAACCUGCCACCGGCAUGUACAAAACAGUCGAUUGUCUCAUCGACCCAGCGUAUUGCGGGAAAAUGGACGACGAUGACGACGAAGACGAAACGGAUGGUAAAAAAAAGGAAGACGUCAUACAGGGCGUAGGAUGUAAGCAGCAACGAUCGUCCGAGAACUUGAGCGAAGAUAGUGGUUUCGGGGAUCAGGUGCCCCGCGGUCCUGCUGCACAACAAACGUACAAACCCAUUGCUGAGGACGAAAACUAUUUUGAGAUGUCGACGAAGAGUAUCGCGACGAUCGUCGCCGCCGCCGCCGUUUCUGCCACGGCCGCACAGUGCUCAGUAGCCGCCAAGAGGAAGGGGACAAACGACGACGACGACGACGACGCCGACGAUGCCGACGAUGAGAUGAAAUCUAAAUUUAGCGCAGCCUGGCACAGCUAUCCCGAUCUGGGCGAUCGGCCGUCAGUGACUACGGAAUCUCCUACGACCGACGACGACGAAAACCGCCGGAAUCACCACCACCAUCAUCACCACCGCGACGGUACCGCGAUGGCGUCACGUAUGCCAAUGUCAAGCACACCCAACCUGUGCGCCGACGGUUUGCUGGCGCACACUGACGGUGACUAUUUGCGCUCCAAAAAGCUGCUAGACUCCACCGUGUCAUUGGACAGAUCUCACUCGCUGAAGCGCAUACAUUACGAGAGCGAGUCGGCUCUGAGCGCGGCCUCUUCGCGUGGUAGCAAUCUACUGAUAACUACCAGUUUCGUGAAUCUGGCCGCCGUGCCGACGCCCAACAAGGGCGUGCACUUUUGUCCGGUUGUGUCGGAAGUGAAUUGGCGCGAGAGCUUCAGUAGCAGUAGCUGCACCGACGUCGGUGGUGGCGGCGGUGCGGGCGAAGACGACAACGGGUCGGACGAACCACCGGAAACGGAAGACGACGAAGACUAUGACCGGAUCAGUGACGAAGUCGACGAAAACAUUGACACGAUGGUAAUGAAACUGUUGACCGGUUUACCGUCGGAAACCAGGCGUCCGAGUGUGGCGGAAAAACAACAGCUGCGCGAACGGCUGGACUUCAUUACGGGCGGCUCCCCACCAAUGUCACAUAGGAUAGUCGCCGCGCCCACUAAUAACACCGCGGCCACCGGUUCCAACAGCCACGGUCGCAGUGUUCAACCGCGACCGACCGAAGUUGACGCGCCCGCUGUGGUCGUCAUGUCCGCUAAAUCGAAAACGAUCGGCGACAAGCUCGGUGGAUUUUUUCAGCGGUUCUCUUUGCGCAGGCUGAGCGGCCGGCGAAAUAAGGACAAGAAGAAACAAAAAGCGGAGGAAUGCAACGCGACGGCGGCGGUGUCUGCACAGUCGAGUAAUAAUAAUUGCAGGCCCGAUACACCGCCGCCCCCGCCGCCCGUCGCGGGACGACAGUCUAGUGCGACCGCUGCCGCCACCUCCGAUAGGGGUAAAAAACCGCCGUUACCCCCGCAACCCCCGUCAGCAGAUGGGUAUGUUACGCGCCGGCGCCUCGUGUAUGACGAAAAUCGCGGUAGCCGACUGCCGCCACCGCCGGCACUGCCAACGGCUGGCAGUCGUGCGUCUCUGCAAUCGCGGUCGCCCGCCGCCGUUGCCAUGUCCCGUCCGGAUCACCGGGCCGGUCUACUCGAGACCGACUUGGAUUCGAACGUGACCAGGACAUCGUCGUCAUCGCUCAUGAUGGGCGGCGGUGGUUGUAGCCCCAACAAAAAGGCCCGUAGUCUGCUCGACUUGGGCGCUUCGUCGGCAAAAUUGUCACUGGCCCCCAAUGACUCGAACAGAUCUUCCGCCGACGGGUCGUCCUCAAACACAACCGAUUACAGGGCUAAAUCCAUGGAAUUUCUGUUGGAUAAGGAAAAUCAAGCUGCCGUUCAGGCUCCAGAAAAUGAACUUCGUAAAGUAAAUGUUAACAGUGGAGAACGGAUACUUUCUGAACAUGAGUUACGCAUACAGCGUUCUUUGCAAAGACUCAAUCUUCCUGAAUGGUACAAAACAUGCAAUGUACCGGCUCAAGGAUUUAUUUUGAAAAGACAUAGUGAUGCUGGUUAUACAACCAGUAUGUCUAGUCUAUCAUCAAACCAAUCACAGUCACCAAAAAUGUAUUCUAAUUACAAUAAUACACUGCUUAGCCCCCAAACGCAUGCUGCAACUAAGAAUUUCUCACGUUGGAGUACUAGCCGUUUGAAUGGAUCAAAUUCAAAUAGUACAUCUCCUUGUAGUUCAACACGGUCUUCAUUUAACUAUCGUCAACCAUAUUUGGGUUGGAGAUCUCAGGAAAAAUUGUCCAAACCUAGAACCCCAGCCGAACGACUUGCUGCUGGAUUACUUGCUCAACAACAACACGAACCGACAUGUCAAACAAGCUUAUCUGAAGUACAGUCAUCAAUUAAAGAAGUAACAUCAGCUAUAGCCAACUAUGUAUCGUCGUCAACGCCAGAUGGAAGUAAAGAAAGGCUGAAUACUGAUCAGGAUACCCCAUCUAGAUGUCCAUCAUUUAAAGGUAGCACAGGUCGCUUAUGUUGGUUGGAAAGUUCAUUUGUGGGAAACAAACGACCUAGUUUAACGAGAGACACACCACCAUCAGAAUUAACCACACCACCAUCACAUCGAAAAGCUACACCUGUCAGACAAAUUCAAAAUAAUGGCAGUUGGGUCAAUGAUCGGCCCAGUCCCGGUUCGACGACUAUGGACGACGUCCUAAACUCAUUGUUAGGGUUGCAGCUUCAAGGGACGACCUCUAAUAACGCUAGGUAUCAUCAACACCGUCGCGGCAGCGAUGUCAACGAAAGCAGCGGUAGAGACCUUAGACGAAGGCCCUACGCUGCUUCAGUUUCAGGUAACGCGUCGGUGGCUGUGGCACAAUCAGCAUCGACACCUCCAAAAAAACAACACCAAGCGGCGGGUCCCCAUCUGCCGGGCGUCUCUGCGGGAGCGAUCCGUUGCCGGUACUCGGAGUGUCAGCUGACGGCCACCGUUACCGAGGCCCGGCGCACGUUCAAGAUGUGCCACAACUGCAAUCACAUGUACUGCUCGAGGCGCUGCCGGCGCGCGCACUGGCAGAACCACCGGAAAACGUGCUUGAACCGGCGCACGGCCUCGCUGUGCCCAUCCAUCGUGGACGCGAUCAGGGCGAACGACCGGUGCGCCGAGCGGCUGUCGACUAUCGCGCGGCGCGGUUAUCUGACGCACGGCCGCGGGGCCGUCAAGUGCUAUUUCUCGGGCGUCGAGCUGGCCGACAAGUUCGUGCGGGGCGGUGGCGACGACAUGCAGUGCGAACCGGUGUACGCCAAGUGGACGGACAUCGACCCGGACCUGGACGCGCUCGGGCAGCUCUGCAAGACGUACAACCCGGACACGCGGUACGUGCUGCACGUGUCUGUGUGCGUGUUGAGCGAGGUGCCCGGCCCGGGACCGGUUCAGUGGGAGCGGCACGUGGUGUACAAGUGUGCCAAGAUGCACCUGGACAAGAGUCUGCGCGCCGCCGUUGCUCAUCCGCCGCCACCGUCGGCCUCCGCCGAAGCCUCCGGACCGGCGGCGGACGACGGUGCGGCCGGUGCCCCGGACACACUGAUACUGACCUCGUUGCCGGGAUGCGACCGACGGGACGUGCGCACCGCCCGCCGCGUGUGCUUCGUCAACGUGCAGCGGCACCUCCGGCAGAGGGGUGUCGAGCUCCGUCACCAGUUCCCAGACGUGCACCAAAAGCUGUGCGAGUACGUGGACGGCGGCCCGGACGUCACGUUCACGCCGGUCACGGUGUACCCGCGGGACAGGGCGUCCGGCAAGACGUUCAUGUGCAUCAUCAUGCCGGACACGGAGCCCGAGAAGCUGAGCCUGUUGCCCGGGGACAGCGCCAGGGUGCAGACCAUCGACAUCGGUCGAGAAUCCGCCGCCGCCACCGAUAGCCGCAGUCAGUAAACUCCGUUCUAUCUACCCGUGGGCGUGUCUCUGCGCGUUGCAUUUCCUUCCUCGUACCUGCAGUGUGCCUAUAUUUACGGCCCGCAGUGCACGUGAUUUGGAAUGCUUCGAAUGUUUAGUAUACCGGCAAGGCCUCGUAUAAUAAUAUUAUAAUAUGAUAUUAUUACUCGUAUGUUGAACUUUUAAAAUAUUUACACGAAUUAAAUUGCAGCAAAUUUUACGUGCGCAGACCCGUCUCCUGCAAUUGCUAGGAAACUCGAAGACAAAAUGUUUUAUUCCGACUUUAUAGAGUAUAAACACUACGAACUUUAUACAAUCGUUUGUAGCUCUCCCGCAAUAUGGCAGAAAUUUACAUUUUGCUGCAGUAAUCGUAGAUUUUAAAUAAAAAUAAAUUAUGAAGUUUAAAGGGGAAUAUUGUACCUAGUUAUACCUAAACCUAUAGUUAUUGAUGGGCUCGAACGCGGCGUUGAGACACUACGUAUUGCCUUAGUGUAUACAUUGACGAGUUACUAGGUUACCUAUAAUAUAAAUUUUGCAU